Messenger RNA from Exserohilum turcica Et28A, 750 nucleotides. RefSeq lists its product as uncharacterized. NCBI's taxonomy places the organism in Eukaryota, Fungi, Ascomycota, Dothideomycetes, Pleosporales, Pleosporaceae. The coding region runs from base 1 to 750 and encodes 249 amino acids. The record is from RefSeq and is a predicted model, not a curated record. The transcript is spliced from 2 exons. Gene Ontology annotation, cellular component: mitochondrial large ribosomal subunit; ribosome. Gene Ontology annotation, biological process: translation. Gene Ontology annotation, molecular function: structural constituent of ribosome.
AUGACGGGCGGCCACAUGAAAUACCGCCACCUCAGCCGGUCUUCGGCCCAUCGCCAGGCGCUCCUGCGCAACCUCGUCACAUCGCUCUUCAAGCACGAAAGCAUAGCGACAACAUGGCACAAGGCAAAGGAAGCCCAGCGGCUGGCGGACAAGCUGGUUACGCUGGGAAAGAAGAACACGGAGGCUUCGCGGCUGCGGGCAACGCAGAUCUUCUAUGAACCCAACACAAUGGUACCCAAGCUGUUUGGACCCAUAAGAGAGCGCUAUGCAAACAGGCAGGGUGGCUACACACGCGUGCUUCGCAUUGAGCCUCUCAAGGAAGACCAGGCCGAAUCCGCCAUCCUGGAACUCGUCGACGGACCCAAGGACAUGCGCUUUGCCCUGACGGCGAAGACGCUAGCACGGAGACCCGCAAAGCUGGGCCUCAGCCCAGCACUGACGAGACACAUCAAGAAGGUCACACAGCACCGCGAAGGAGGCGUCGAGAGCCUGCGGGAGAUGGUGGAGCGGCUGCGUGUGGAGCAAGAAGAGGGCAUGGACGAUAGGAUACUACCACCGCCGAGAAAGGUGUACCCCGAGGAGAAGAUGAAGAGGGACAUGCACUACUUUGAGGAAGUCGACUACUACAAGCCUGCCAACCCCGUGAAGGGGUGGAGCGCGAAGAAAGAGGCGGCGAAGCAGCGUUCAGUGGAGGAUGCUGUAGUGGAAGAGCAGGUAGAGGCGCCAGAGGCCAAGAAGCAGCGUUCAUGA